AUGGUCGUUCGGAUUGGUGAUUUUGGGCAAGGGCUGGGGCGUGAGUUUGCCCCCAGUCUUCUUCGCCAAUCAGCCCAGCCUGCUGCAGCUCUUUAUCAUGCUGGUGCUGCAGCUGUACCUGUGCAUCCUGCUGUGGUGUAUGCCCUGGAAAGCUCCCCUAUUGAACUUGGCCGAUGUGACCAGUACGGCACUGUUGGUCGCUUUGUUGGGCGUUUUUCUCAGCGGCGCGGGGUUCGACACGCACACAACUGA
Molecule: messenger RNA, 252 nt
Organism: Cladocopium goreaui
Lineage: Eukaryota; Dinophyceae; Suessiales; Symbiodiniaceae
Source: the annotation of a GenBank genome assembly